Molecule: messenger RNA, 678 nt
Organism: Trichoderma atroviride IMI 206040
Lineage: Eukaryota; Fungi; Ascomycota; Sordariomycetes; Hypocreales; Hypocreaceae
Source: RefSeq, a predicted model, not a curated record
AUGCCCAAGGCCUAUCAAGAUACCGUGCGUGUUGCACGAGCGCUGGGCGUAAAGUACAUCUGGAUCGAUGCUCUGUGCAUCAUCCAAGACGACAUGGAAGACUGGGAGAAGGAGUCCCGAAUGAUGGCAGAGAUCUUUCAACAUUCCUUGGCCACGCUUAUACUCCUCCGCACAGCAUCCUGCAACGAAGGCUUCCUGGAGCGGAACCCAAGUAUCAAGAUCAAUUACCAAAAUCGUCAGUGGGGUACUCGGGGCUGGACGUUUCAAGAAGACAUGUUUUCCAUGAGAAAGUUAUAUUUUGGACAGCUUAUGAUGUAUUGGGAUUCUCUCAAGCCCGUAGACAUUAUGAGAACAGAAGACACAAUCAUUGACGACAAAUUAAAUCGCCUUGGUAAGAGCGGCGAAAUUUCAAUUAUUCAUUCGUCCGAACCAUGGAGAGGCAACUAUGAUUACGAUGGGUGGUAUUAUCCAAUGCUCAGUUACUGCCAAAAGAAUCUCACAUACGAGACCGACAGGCUAUCUGCGGUGUCUUCAUAUGCGAAGCUUGUCGGCAGCAAGAGCGGAGAUACAUAUGUCGCAGGUCUGUGGAAGAGGGAUUUUCAUCGUGGCUUGCUCUGGAAAAUAAGCAAAAGUCAGCGCAGAACUUUCCGGACGUUGAUAGGGCAAUUGUCCAAGCCU